Messenger RNA from Paramuricea clavata, 429 nucleotides. The record is from the annotation of a GenBank genome assembly. NCBI's taxonomy places the organism in Eukaryota, Metazoa, Cnidaria, Anthozoa, Malacalcyonacea, Plexauridae.
AUGACGGCCUUGAAAAAACAGGAGAAACAGCUUGAAGUAUUCAAGAGAGUUUUUAAAGGGAUACACAACAAGGGUACUCUACAACAAAAAGGAGAAAUGAAAACAAAACCAAAGCUGCUACUAAGAAGCGAAACCGUUUUCAGAAAAAAUAUCCAAAGGGUAUAUAACCUAUGCGUCAAAUGCCCAAUUCCAGAUCUGAAGGAAUUUCUCACCUAUCCACCCAAUGUCAUUGUCCCCAAACAUUUUAUAGAUGUGGAAAGUGCUUCCUCCGAACUAUUUACAAGAGACGCUCAAUGUGCAGCGGAUUUGCUGCAACAACCGUAUGGUAGCAAUGGAGCAGCAAGCCUUUGUAACAAACAAUCUCCCCGGCAAAGGCUCAGGAAAAAGUUUUUGCUGUCCUUAGGUCUGAAGAAUGUUUUAAUGGUGGUG